Ictalurus punctatus (channel catfish) is the source of this 819-nucleotide messenger RNA. Its product is annotated as general transcription factor II-I repeat domain-containing protein 2B-like. Bases 52 to 819 code for a protein of 255 amino acids. The transcript has a single exon. The record is from RefSeq and is a predicted model, not a curated record. NCBI's taxonomy places the organism in Eukaryota, Metazoa, Chordata, Actinopteri, Siluriformes, Ictaluridae.
GUGUAACCGAUAUGAAGCUGCCUUGGGACAAACUUGUGGGACUUACAACAGAUGGAGCACCGGCGAUGUGCGGUGAAAAAAAGUGGACUAGUGGGAAGGAUGCGGUUAAAAAUGCAGGAGGAGAACUGUACUGGUGAGUUGACAGCAAAUCAUUGUAUCAUACACCAGGAAUCGCUUUGCGGUAAAGUCCUAAAAAUGGAACAUGUAAUGAGCACUGUAACGCAAACCGUAAACUUUAUCAGAGCCAAAGGGUUAAAUCCCCGCCAAUUUCAGUCUUUUAUGAGGGAAAUAGAUUCUAAGUUCGGCGACUUGCCUUAUCACACUGAGGUGCGGUGGCUAAGUCGGGGAAAAGUUCUCAAAAGUGUUUUUGAGUUGGGCGAGGAAAUCUGUCAGUUCUUGGACAGUAAAGGAAAAGACUCCACACUUCUGCGGGAUGAAAAGUGGAAAUGUGAGUUGGCGUUUCUGGCUGACAUAACUAGUUAUCUCAGUGUCUUAAACCUUCAGCUCCAGGGAUGGGACCGCAUGAUCACUGAUAUGUAUGAUGCAGUGAAGGCAUUUCAAGUGAAGCUGCGCUUAUGGGAGACACAAAUGCACCAAUGCAACUUGUCUCACUUUCCCUUUUGCCAAGUAAUGUUGAACCAAGUCAGCGCCACGGUGUUCCCAAAUGCACACUUUGCUGAUAAACUGAGCGCACUUCGCACUGAGUUCGCACGGCGCUUUGGUGCCUUUGAAGCACAGAAACAUAAUUUUGAGCUGCUUCUCUUGCUUCAAUUGCCGUCCACGUGGAAACGACACCUGUACAGAUUCAGAUGGAGCUGA